Molecule: messenger RNA, 3142 nt
Organism: Oppiella nova
Lineage: Eukaryota; Metazoa; Arthropoda; Arachnida; Sarcoptiformes; Oppiidae
Source: the annotation of a GenBank genome assembly
GAGGAAUAGUGGUAUUGAAUGGAGGGGUGAUCUCUCGCUCACUCGUAUACCUCACUCUCGUAUGCACUCUUGUAUACCACUCCAUACCUCAUACCUGUUUGAACAGUGAAAUGUUGCCAUAGGAAACACCUAAGUCUCAGGUAUUUAGACCAACAACUGCCGAGGGAUCGCCAUUUUGGCUCGUUUAUGAUAGUGUCAUGUUUUACUCAUCAAUACCUCAUCACAAUUCAAACAAUAUUUAUAACAAUUAUAAAUUAACUUUUCUUAAUCGCUGGUGAUGUGAGCGCUAAUAAAUUUGUUACUUUUUGACACCACUUAAUAGCCUUAAUCACAAGCACCUGUACGACACAAGCAUAAGCAAUGGCUUCAUCGCCACCACAUCAGGCGCCCACCUACUCGGUCGAGCAUUUGGCCACUUUCUCGACCGCAUCCCCACAACAACAACAGACAACCCCUCGCAUGGCUUUACACCGACUCUUCGCUAUGGAAAAGACUUCAGGAAAUAAUAUGUGGAUAUUGGACGGCGAGUCCAAUGAUGUGGUCGAGCGGUUCCCGGUCACUCUUAUCCAACAGCCCACUGCCUUCAAUGAUCACAACCAUAUUUAUAACAAUAUCCUUAUAUUCACUGUACAGUUACCUAAUGAAAGUCAAGGCGAAUUGCAUAUAUUUCAAUGUGUUUCACACAAUGCCAUAAGUAUUGUCGAAGACAUCCAACAAUGGAUGAGACACUUCGGCGUCAAUAUGCAUACCGAGCCCAGCAUUACUAUUGUCGAAGACAUCCAACAAUGGAUGAGACACUUCGGCGUCAAUAUGCAUACCGAGCCCAGCAUUACGUCGGCUCAGCCUAACGUCAACGUUAAGGAGACCGUCAGUGUUUUCAAUCAAAUUGCAGCCCAACGUGAAAAAAAAGGGUCGUCACCAACGGACCCACCAGUAGGUCAUGGGGGUCAGCCACGGGCUCAGACUCAUGAUCUCGAUUCCCGUUCUAUCACUACUACGAGCUCUAUUGAUUCGAGCCAUCAUAACGGUGCCCAUAGGACUAAUAGCCACGACCAGUCGCUAUCUAAUGAGCGAUACGUUUCAAUACUAAACCACUGUUUCGAUGACAUCGAAAGAUUUAUAAUCCGUUUACAACACGCGGCCGCAGCCCUCAGGGAACUACAGCUUAGGAAUCAUAGGAGACAAGGUAAAGGUGCGGCACAUGCCGGUGACGGACUGCUGGCUAUCCGAGCGCGUGGUCCUAAUGAAGAAGAAUUCUUUGAGAUUUUAAGUAAAUUCAAACUCGCAUUCAAUUUAUUAGCAAAACUUAAAGGUUGCAUACACGACCCCAACGCACCAGAACUCGUCCACUUUCUGUUCACUCCGUUGGCCAUUAUUAUUGAAGCCGCCAGAAAGCCACCGAUAGACCCGUCCAUUGUUGGAGUGCCUUACCUUAAUCACGAGGCUAUAGAUUUGUUGGCCAACUGCUGCACCAGCAAAGAGUUUGAUUUGUGGCAAUCAUUAGGACCUAAUUGGGUGCAACCCAUCAAACACAACACAAGACUUAAUUCCUCGUACCAACCGGUGUUCACUGAUGGCUGGGCUCCUAAUAUAACAGAACCUGAAUUGAUAGGCAUAGCAUCGGAGUCGGAACAGGAGGACGACUCCAUUCACAUCCAUCGCGAAGAAGCCAUUAUUCGCAACCGAAGAGAUGUCAACUCACGGGAAUACCAAAGGGGUCCGCAAUUCGAUGACAGCGACAUCGAUGACAACCAUAUGGAUGGCCGGCAUAUUCAGCACAGAAUAUCUCCGUCGACAUCGUCUCACGCGACUCGUGUGGUUCGGGGCAAUACUCCGCCCUCUCCUAUCGACUCCAUAGAACGGGAUUCGCCUACAGUUCAGGUCAACGAAUUAGAUCAGUCGGAAUGGUUGACCGAACUCCACAACAGGAACGCCAAAAUAGUUCGGGUGCUCUUCCCCCGCACCGCCAACAACGACAAAGAACUCACUGUCAUUCGCGGAGAAAUACUAGAAAUAUUAGACGACUCGCGCAAGUGGUGGAAAGCGCGCAACUGGAGGGGUCAGGUGGCGCACGUGCCCCACACGAUCGUGUCCGAGAUGGGGCCCACCACUAACGGGAAGGACGGGCACGGAAUGGGCAGUUCGUCGCCGUCGGACGACUGGGUGCGUCGGGAGAGAACAGCAAAGGACAGUCGAUCUAAUCACGUAACAGACGGCCAUAAACUUAGGCGCAAUGGCGAAGAGGACAGACCGCUAUAUACCGUUCCUAUUAAACAGAAUUCUAGUCAAAAUCAAGGGAGGUCACAAGAGUUUGAUCCGCAAAUUGAGUCACAACUUAAGAACAAACACGAACUCAACAAACAGUUGAACGAGUCGUUCAAAAAUAUAUCCAUCAAUAAAGAGUAUUUGCAAAAACCAUUGAAACGAGUGGAGUCUAACUUAGAGUCGGACACCGUUAGCAUUCAGAGUCAGAUGAGCUUUCAGGACGAGUUGUCCGCUACCAUCAAAAGCAGGAAAAGUGUGGCCAAAACUUCUGUCAUUAAGUCAGAUGAGAAUAAAGUUAAGGAAAUGAACGGUGAGACUAAAAGUGAGGAUAAGAAAAAAGAUGAUAAAAAUAAAGAGUUAAAUCUGGCGAUGAUGGUCGAGCACUUACACCGCAAAAACUUUCACCCCAGACUUAUCUCCAAACUGACUGAUUUCGCAAAGACAUUGCCCGAUCCCGUCAAAUAUUUCAUGUCUGUCACUAAACAACAGUUAAGAACAUUGCCCGAUCCCGUCAAAUAUUUCAUGUCUGUCACUAAACAACAGUUAAGACACUCUUACGCUCCAAUGGAUGACGAGUUAAACAAUAAACUGCAGAAAAGGAGAACUUUGUACGACCCGGCUGUUAAAGAGUGAUGAUUACUGUAUCACUAAACUGAAUUAGGACAAUUUUAUAUAUCUAACUUAAUAAUACAAGCAUUUAAUUUAAGCAAAUAUCUAUAUUAAAGCAAUACAGUAUUAUUAAAUAUAUUUACAAUUUGGAUUGUAUUUUUCAUAAAUUUUCUAAAAAUUUCCAAACUUUGUUAAUAUUUAUAACUUAUUAAUUAUUUAUAAGACAAAAAGACGAAAAUAAAUUUCAUAAAUUAUUAUUAUAUUUAAA